GGGUUGUGUAGCAAUUGCGAUUCUAAAAUGUCAGCUGCACUAAUCAGAAAGAGUUUUUCAUUUAUUAAAAAUUUAAAUAAAUUUAAUAAUAAUUUGCAUUUGGCUUAUGCGGCCACCCUGCCUAAACCUGUUGAGAAACCGGACGUGAAAUACACAAAAAUAUUUUUGAACAAUGAAUGGGUUGAUUCAGUGUGUGGCAAAACUUUCAAAACCAUAAAUCCAGCUACCGAAAGUGUGAUCUGUGAAGUAGCCGAAGGAGACAAGGCAGAUGUGGAUAGAGCUGUGAAGGCAGCCAGAGAUGCAUACAAAUUAGGAUCACCAUGGAGAAUGAUGGAUGCCUCUGAAAGAGGGGUUCUAUUAAACAGAUUGGCCGAUCUUAUCGAGAGAGAUCGUGUUUUGUUAGCUUCAUUGGAAUCAUUGGACAAUGGAAAACCAUACAGCUAUGCCUACAAUGCAGAUUUGGAUUUAUCCAUUAAAUGCUACAGAUACUAUGCUGGCUAUGCAAAUAAGAACCAUGGAAAGACUAUACCAAUAAAUGGGGAGUACUUCAGUUACACCAGGCAUGAACCUGUUGGCAUAUGUGGUCAGAUCAUACCUUGGAAUGUCCCAUUACUGAUGCAAGCAUGGAAACUGGCCCCGGCUCUGGCGAUGGGGAACGUUGUUAUAUUGAAGACAGCCGAACAGACUCCGCUGUCUGCCAAUUAUGUUGCUGCCCUCUCAGCUGAAGCCGGAUUUCCGCCAGGGGUGAUUAGUGUCAUUCCGGGGUUCGGACCAACAGCAGGGGAGGCGAUAGCUCGCCACCCCCACAUCCACAAAGUCGCAUUUACCGGUUCGACAGAGGUGGGUAAACUCGUAGCUCAGGCAGCGGCUCAGACUAAUCUGAAGAGAGUCUCGCUCGAGCUGGGCGGCAAAAGUCCUAAUAUCGUGCUAGCCGAUGCAGAUUUGGAUGAGGCCGUGGACACUGCAAACUUUGGCUUGUUUUUCAACCAGGGGCAAUGCUGCUGUGCUGGGUCCAGAAUUUUUGUGGAGGAAAAUAUUUACGACCAAUUUGUCGAAAAGUCCGUAGAAAAAGCCAAAAAUAUGGUUGUAGGUGACCCAUUUGAUGGCAACGUUGUUCAAGGACCUCAGGUGGACGAAGUACAGGCAAAUAAGAUAAUGCAGUUAAUAGCAAGUGGCAAAAAAGACGGCGCAAAGUUAUGCACCGGUGGCCAGAGAUUACAUCGGAAGGGUUACUUCAUACAGCCAACUGUCUUUGCUGACGUUAAGGAUGGCAUGAGGAUUGCUAGAGAAGAGAUUUUUGGACCAGUGAUGCAAAUAUUGAAAUUCAAAAGUUUGAAAGAGGUCAUAGAAAGAGCGAAUGAUUCUGAAUACGGGCUGGCGGCCGCUGUAAACACGAAGGAUAUUGAAAAGGCUCUCUACCUAGCGCACAGACUUGAUGCUGGAACUGUCUGGGUGAAUUGCUAUGACGUGUUCGAUGCGGCUGCCCCAUUUGGCGGGUUCAAAGCAUCAGGGCAUGGUAGGGAGAUGGGAGAGUAUGGCUUAGAAGUUAUACAGAAGUUAAAACGGGCUUUAAUAAGCAUGUAA
This is a messenger RNA of Helobdella robusta, 1584 nucleotides long. RefSeq lists its product as hypothetical. NCBI's taxonomy places the organism in Eukaryota, Metazoa, Annelida, Clitellata, Rhynchobdellida, Glossiphoniidae. The coding region runs from base 28 to 1584 and encodes 518 amino acids. Gene Ontology annotation, molecular function: aldehyde dehydrogenase (NAD+) activity. The record is from RefSeq and is a predicted model, not a curated record. The transcript has 13 exons.